Molecule: messenger RNA, 795 nt
Organism: Aspergillus caelatus
Lineage: Eukaryota; Fungi; Ascomycota; Eurotiomycetes; Eurotiales; Aspergillaceae
Exons: 2
Coding region: 1-795 (264 amino acids)
Molecular function (GO): oxidoreductase activity
Source: RefSeq, a predicted model, not a curated record
AUGCCUCGCAUCUGGUUCAUCACCGGCUGCUCCUCCGGCUUCGGUCGUCAAUUGGCCAUCGCCGCGGCACAAUACGGCGAUAAAGUCGUUGCGACAUCUCGCGAUCCAUCCAAAUUAGACGACCUGAAAGAACUCGGAGUCAUCCCGACCAAGCUGGAAGUUCACAACGAGACCGAAAUCCAAACCGUCAUCGAAAACGUCGAAUCCACCAUCGGGCCGAUUGACAUCCUCAUCAACAACAUCGGGUAUAUCCUCGAAGGUGCUAUUCGUGUCCUUCGCGCAGUCCUGCCAUACAUGCGCGCCCGGAAAUCCGGCGUGAUUGCUAACUUCGGGUCCAUCGGUGGUUGGAACGGUACCCCUGCUGCUGGGCUUUAUUGUGCUAGUAAAGCGGCUGUUGCUAUCUAUACCGAGUCGUUGGCGGCGGAAUUGGCUCCUUUUCAUAUUGAUGUUACGUGCGUUGAGCCGGGGUAUUUCCGGACGGAUUUUCUCACGGGGGGACAUAAAAUGGUUGCGAAGAAGCGUAUUCCGGAGUUGGAUGUGAGCACGCAGCAGACGCGUGAUGGACUUGCGGCCUAUAGUCUGAGGCAGCCUGGGGAUCCGGUGAAGGGGGCGCAGGUCCUUGUGGAGGCGUUGACGAAGACGGGGCGCUGUGAGGGACGACAAUUACCGCUGAGGUUGGCUUUGGGGACUGACUCAUUGACUGCUAUUGGGCGCAGCUUGAAGAGGGAGCAGGAGAUGCUGGAUAGUUGGAGGGAGAUUAUUGCGUCGACGGAUUGCGAUGAUGUGAGGGGAUAG